GUCGCCACCCUUGUGCUCAACUUCAACCUCAUGCUUCAGCAUUGCUGUCCACUACAACACACUGUGCUAACUCAUCCAAAAGAUCGUAUUGACGGGGCCAGCUUGUAUAAGAUCCUCGUCUCUUAAUAUCUACAACCUUAAGAGAAGCAAAAGUAUCCCUGUUGCUCUAUCAUAUCGCUUCUUGUGUUUGAUCGCACAAAUCCGGCCGGAUGCCAUACACUGCGCCGCUCAAAUCGUCGCCUUUCGCGCAACAUAUUGAGAACCUUGAGCCAGAGUCUCAGUCUUGUCCCACGUCACCUACCUUGGUUGACCCGCUGGCGGGACGACCACGCCUGUCUCGGUCUUACUCUUCGACAGCUUAUGUACGCAGACACCGCAGAAGCCCAUCAACCAGCAAAUCGUUCACUUUCCCAGCCCCAGAGAAUGUGCGGAAGUCCAAGCAGACAAUAGAUUCUCAUGCUACCAUCAGGCAAUCGCCUCCUCCACGAAGUGAUGCUCUUAUCCCUCCUGGGGCGAUGAUCUCUCCUCCGGAAUCUGCCCCAAACUCUAGUGAUGAAGAAUCCAAUGACGUUCACAGGGAGGGGCUUCGCCUGCAGGAGUUGGAGGUAGCUGUGAGGUCUAUCGAGCAGAGGCGCGUUUCUUCUCCAGAGCGAGAAACCCAAGAGAGGAAACCGUCAUCCAGCGUAGCGCAACUAACUAAUCAUACUAAGAAACCUCAUCCACCUCUCUCUAAGGAAGCACGCAAGAUCUCCCAUUCACGCUCAAUCACAGAGCACACCAUCGCCCUAAAGCAAGAGGAGGCAGUGACGAGCUCUCCCGAUGAGAGCGAUGGAGAUAACGACUUAAGGACGAAACGACCCAUGGUGCGUAAGAAGUCAGGGGAGCUCGUUAGACCGGCUCUCCGUCCGCCUUCUGCGCGACGGCGCCCGUCGAGCAUGCCUGGGACGCCAACAUAUGCCAAGGCCGUGCACUUUGAUGCUCAGCUAGAGCACAUUCGCCACUUUUUGCAGUUGGAUAAGCCCCAGGCUGUGAGUGCCGGUGCAUCUCCAGUAGACGACUACGAAUCUGAAGGAGGUUUUCCGUUUAACAAGGAUCAGUCGGACAUGUCUUCCUAUGAAUGGGAUAUUAGACUCCCAAAUUUUCCAAGGGAUGUCUCAACCCGAGUGCAUCAACGAGUUCGGCUUGAACGUUUGUUUUUGUCGUCGGACAAGAACACCUUGGUUGGUGUGGUGGCGGUCGCUAAUCUAGCCUUCCACAAACAUGUCGCAGCUCGUUUCACAUUCGAUCAUUGGAAGACGAUCUCUGAAGUUAUUGCUGAAUACAGUGACGACGUUCGCCGUAAGCAGAUUAAUGAUGGAUACGACCGAUUCUGCUUCAGUAUCAAGCUGGACGAGCAGGCAAAUCUAGAAAAGAAGACCAUGUUCCUUUGCGUUCGUUAUUAUGUCAAUGGACAGGAAUUCUGGGAUAACAACCGGGCAAUGAAUUAUCAGAUUACCUUCCUUAGGAUUCCUACAUCGAAGUCGGACACUCAUAGUCUACCUGUCAAGCCGAUCGCAGUAUCUCGCGCUCCUCUUCCUCGGAGUAAGACCUUCGCCGGCUCUAGCGCCAACAAUCAAGGAAAGGCCCCAUCCUUCGAUGACUUUUCGAGUAUGAACGACUAUCUUUCAUUUGACCGCAAGACCCGAGGUGCUAACGAUCGGCCUCCAUAUGGAGUUAAAUCACAUGAUGACGAUGCGGUGGCUCCCGUGCGUCGUGACAAGCAGUCUUCCCAGAUAUUUGGUAGUCGUUAUGACUUCGAAGCAUCUUUGAAUGCUGCUAUGCGCACUAAGUCAGCGCACGACCGGACCACGCUCACUGCUCGGGCAAAGUCUGAAGUCUCUCCACCAGGGGGCGGGAAGUACAGCCCUGUCAAGGGAAGAGGGACGAUUGUCGACCGGCCUCUGGGCGAUAGUUUUUCACAGUCAAGAACCCAACCUCAGGCCGAACCAUCGAAACCGUCCUCCUUAUUGUCAAGCAAGCCUCAUCGAGAAUCCUCGGUGUAUAAGGAGCUUGUCGACCGAUAUUGUUUCUUCGGUUCCUCGAGCCCUUCCCACAACACUCGUCCCAUACCAAGCUUGGAUAAGUCUUCCCCUCAUAGCACGCAAACGUCUUCUUCUCAAUCCUCACCAACAUCGUCGCCCAAGAUGGACACAGCUACUGGUAGCAACUCCCGAAAUUCUUCACCCACUCCACACAGCUAUCCAUAUAUCGAAUCCAUGCAGAGCAGUUUCCUCAAGGAAACACACAGACCGGCAGUUAUUCACGGAUGAACGAACCUGCACCCUAAUGACGAAUUAUAUUCCGCCUUACACGUCUGACGAGUUGGGCGUUUCGUCAUCUAAAUAACAUCUACUACUAUCCAACAACAUACUGCGUCCGCUCGUCAGAUACGACAAUGAUUGAUCAUUUUCUCUCCGAUGUUUAUUCGUACGAUGUAUCGUGCAGUAU
Aspergillus caelatus is the source of this 2487-nucleotide messenger RNA. RefSeq names its product protein phosphatase regulator GAC1. Gene Ontology annotation, molecular function: protein phosphatase 1 binding; glycogen binding. Gene Ontology annotation, biological process: regulation of glycogen biosynthetic process. The coding region runs from base 210 to 2309 and encodes 699 amino acids. The transcript has a single exon. The record is from RefSeq and is a predicted model, not a curated record. NCBI's taxonomy places the organism in Eukaryota, Fungi, Ascomycota, Eurotiomycetes, Eurotiales, Aspergillaceae. Gene Ontology annotation, cellular component: protein phosphatase type 1 complex.